AUGGCGACAUCUACGGAAGAUGACAAUAGAGAGUCAAAGAAAAAGAAGAUUGAUGGGAACAAGGAUGUGGAUCCUCAGCUAUGGCAUGCUGUUGCUGGAAUAACUGUGCAAAUUCCAGAACUUAACUCUAACAUCUUCUACUUCCCUCAGGGUCACGCCGAGCAUGCAUAUGAACCUGUCAAUUUUCCUGCUGACAUCAAAAUUCCAUCCGAAAUUCCAUGUAGAGUUGCAGCUAUCCAUUACAGAGCUGAUCUUGACACAGAUGAGGUGUAUGCAAAACUCAGGCUUGUUCCGCUGCAUAUCAGCGAAGUUAGUUUUGAUGACGAUGAUGUUACUCGCAUUGAUGACAUGUCUGAAACUAAGAAUAAAUAUCAGUUUUACACGAAAACCUUGACACAAUCAGAUAUAAAUGGUGGUGGACUCUCUUGUCCUAGGUAUUGUGCAGAAACACUUUUUCCUCCAUUAGACUAUUCAGGUACCCCUCCUUCUCAAAAGAUUUAUCCAACGGAUUUCCAUGGCGAAACAUGGGAAUUCAAACAUGUUUAUAGGGGCAUGCCGAAGCGGCAUCUGUUAUCAACUGGGUGGAGAGUUUUUGUAACUAACAAGCUACUUGUUUCGGGGGAUUCACUUGUGUUUGCGAGAGCUGAAAACAGUGAUCUUCAUAUUGGAAUUCUAAGGUCUAAAAGACUAAACGACUUUGGAUUUAACCCUUCAUCAAAAAGCAAACCUGGUAAUGAAAUUGGAAUUCGUCUUGUACCACCACACGGAGAACUUAAGUCGUCUUCCGGAGAGAAAGAUGAUAAACCUCAAAAAAAUGAAUUGAGUAUAAGUGAUAAGGUGAUGGGAAUUGGAAAAGUGAAGGCUGAAGAUGUUAUUGAAGCAGUAAAACUUGGUGUCAAUAUGCAACCGUUUGAUGUGGUUUACUAUCCUCGGGUUGGUACUCCCGAGUUUUUUGUGAAAACCUCUUUAAUUAGAACAGUACUUCAGAUUAGGUGGUAUUCUGGAAUGAGGUUCAAGAUGGCCUUUGAAUCUGAAGACUCGUCAAAGAUAAAUUGGUUUAUGGGAACAAUUGCUUCUCUUCAUACUGCUGAUCCAGCAUGGCCCAACUCUCUUUGGAGACUUCUCCAGGUUACAUGGGAUAAACCUGAUUUACUUAAAAAUACGAAAAGGGUGAAUCCGUGGCAAGUGGAAAUACCUUUGAACACGCCUUCAAUCCCUUUUUCCUGUUUCUUGCCACCAUCAAGGAAGAAACUGAGAUUGCUUGAGUAUCAAGCUUUCCCCACUGAUGACCAAUUUUCAAUGCCAACUUUUCCAAACUACUUUCAAACUCCAAAUAUUCCAAGUCUUCAUUUACCAGAAACUAAUCCUGCUGGUAUGCAGGGAGCCAGGCGUGAUCCUUUCUGUCUCUCUUUAUCAGACUUUCACAUCAAUAAGUCUCCAUUAGGUCUCUUUAAGCCUAAUUUACAACAACCAUUUGAUCAUAAUGCUACAACAUCGAUGACGGUCCGAAGUAACGCUGUGUUGCAAAAGGCGAACGAAAGUGAGAAUGUUCCGUGCUCACCAUCAGAGAAACAGGAUCAUGCAAACCCGGCCCAGAUUGUGCUUUUUGGCCAAACCAUAAGGGUUGACGCAGGAAAUGAAAAUGCUGUGAAUAAAAUCACUAAUAGUUUUUCUAAUCUUCUACAAGACCCGCCAAAACAAUCCUCUGGUGAGAGGCUCGAAUGUGAUCCCGAGAACCAAUGCAUAAAAGAAACUUUGGCAGGAGAAACAUAG
Vicia faba (fava bean) is the source of this 1773-nucleotide messenger RNA. NCBI's taxonomy places the organism in Eukaryota, Viridiplantae, Streptophyta, Magnoliopsida, Fabales, Fabaceae. The record is from the annotation of a GenBank genome assembly.